Molecule: messenger RNA, 1485 nt
Organism: Saccharomycopsis crataegensis
Lineage: Eukaryota; Fungi; Ascomycota; Saccharomycetes; Ascoideales; Saccharomycopsidaceae
Gene: ALG1
Product: chitobiosyldiphosphodolichol beta-1,4 mannosyltransferase
Exons: 1
Coding region: 1-1485 (494 amino acids)
Cellular component (GO): endoplasmic reticulum
Molecular function (GO): mannosyltransferase activity
Source: RefSeq, a predicted model, not a curated record
AUGAUUGUUAUUGAACAGAUACUACGAUACAUCGCAUGGCUAGAAUACCCUAGCUGGGUGUGGGCGAUUAUCCUAGCGUACUUUCUGAUCCCAUUUGUUUUCUAUUGGGUUCUUCCCUCGUUACACCAACGGCGAUACUACCAAAAGAAUGCCAAUGAUGACGCCUCCAACAAACGCCAUCAGGUCCUAGUGAUAGUGCUUGGUGACUUAGGUCAUUCUCCUAGAAUGUUAUACCAUGUCAAGAGCCUCGUCCAACAGAAACAGUAUAAAGUGCAGUUGUUUGGAUACUUGCAGUCUACUCUCCCGCAAUUCAUCGUUGAGGGGGUAGAUAAUGGUGAUAUUGUUAUUAAUGAGAUCUCUAAUGGUCCAGAAUCAAGAAGAGGUAUCUUGGGAAUGGUUACGAAAGUUGUGAGGCAACACUGGGUUUUGUUUCGCUUGUUAUUCGCCAAGUCGGUGAAAAACUCCAAGUUUGUUAUUAUCCAAAACCCUCCAAUAUUGCCAAUUUUACACGUGGUAAUAGUUUGGAAAUGGUUGUAUUCACCAAUGACAAAAAUUGUUAUUGAUUGGCAUAAUUUAAAUUACUCAAUCCUACAACUAAAGUUUGGUGGCGACAACCCAGGAAAAAUUAAAAGUUUCCUCGUCCAAGUGAUGAAGUUUUAUGAAUUCCAAUUGAGUAAAUUUGCCCGUUACAACUUGACAGUAUCGGCAAACAUGAAAGAUUAUCUUAUUAAUGCAAUAUACCCUGGGGCGUCUUCUAUUGAAAAAACCGUGAUUUCACGCAAGUUUAUUGUCUUGCGUGAUAGACCAGCCGAUCAAUUCAAAGUGUUGGAUACUCAAGAACAAAGAAUCACCAUAAUGUCCAAGGAAUUCCAGCGUAUUUUCUAUGAUAAUAUGGCGUUGCAAGAUUUUGAUUUUACUAAGGAUGAUAAAAUAAUCGUUAGCAGUACGUCAUUCACAAAAGAUGAAGAUUUCAAUAUCCUUCUCGAUGCCAUGAAGAAGUAUGAUCAGCUCAUGCAAUCACAACCAGAGAACUAUAAUCUGAAGAUCUUUUUACUAGUGACAGGGAAAGGACCAGAAAAACCCCAGUUUCUUAGCAAGAUCGCCUCCCUUGAAUUUUCUCAAAACAUCGUCAUUCAGAACCAUUGGUUUACCGCAGCAGAGUAUCCAAAGGUCAUAUCUCUUGCGGAUCUCGCAAUCUCUUUACACUUGUCGUCUCUGGGAAUUGACCUUCCUAUGAAAAUCCUCGAUUUCUUCGGAUGUGGGAUCCCAACCAUCAGUGUGAAGUUUGCCACCAUUGGGGAAUUGGUGAAGGAUGGGGUCAAUGGGUAUGUUUUGGACAAUAAUACUGAUGAUGAAUUGUGCUCGAUGAUCUGUAAAACAUUGACCAAUGAAAAAAUCUACCAAAAGAUAAAGAAUGGCGCCAUUGAGGAGAGUAAACAUAGAUGGGACGAUAAUUGGAAGACUGUUUUGAAUGAUAUAGUAUAA